UAUCACUUGGUUGUUUACAUUAUCAAUUUAAAACUUAUCUAAAUCUUAAAUUAAAAACUGAAGUUCAAAGUACAGAUUGAAAAGUACAUUAGUAAUUACAACAGAUUUUUUUGUCCAUAAAUUAUGUAAUACAGUUAAAAUGUUUUCUCCUCAAAGAUUAUUAACAGCUUCAGCUCGUGAACGAUGUAUAGCAUGCUUAAGGGGCCUGCCUGAAUUUGUGUUAGAAGAUGUAAGUCCAAAAAAGAAAGCUUCAGUUUUAGUUCCAAUGUGUGUAAUAAAUAAUGAAGUGCAUUUACUAUACACUACGCGAUCUACUAACUUAAGUAGCCAUGCAGGACAAGUGUCGUUUCCGGGUGGAAAGAUGGAUAAAGAUGAAAAUGUAAUAGAAACGGCUUUAAGAGAGACUGAAGAAGAAAUUGGCGUGCCUCCAGAAGCAGUUGAAGUCUGGUCUGCGAUGUCUAGCGUUCAAGGACGAGAUAAGAAUAUGCUUAUUACACCUGUUGUUGGUUUAAUUAAAAAUUUUGAGAAUCAGACUCUCAUACCAAAUGUCUAUGAAGUAGAAGAAAUAUUUACAGUACCUAUGUCAGCUCUUUGUGAUAGAAAAAACCAUGCACACUUGGAGUUUGAGAAAACUAUUCUUCCAGUAUUUUUAUAUGAGAAACAUAAAAUAUGGGGUAUUACAGGAUUUAUUACUAACUUUUUUCUACAAUCUUUCCUUCCAACUGAAAGCUAUCAAUGUGACUUUUUAAGAAAAAAAUUUGAACUUCAUGAACUAUUACCAUCAAAACUAUAGUUGCACAGUGUAAUUUCAUGUUUGAGUGGAUAUUAAAGAUAUAAUUAUAGUUUAUUACAUAUAUUAUGUAAUAGUAAACAUAUUUUGUAUAUAAAAUUAAGGCAGAAUGUACCAUACUAUGGUAUUAAG
Molecule: messenger RNA, 922 nt
Organism: Pieris brassicae (large cabbage white)
Lineage: Eukaryota; Metazoa; Arthropoda; Insecta; Lepidoptera; Pieridae
Product: mitochondrial coenzyme A diphosphatase NUDT8-like
Exons: 1
Coding region: 140-793 (217 amino acids)
Molecular function (GO): coenzyme A diphosphatase activity
Source: RefSeq, a predicted model, not a curated record